Molecule: messenger RNA, 885 nt
Organism: Helianthus annuus (common sunflower)
Lineage: Eukaryota; Viridiplantae; Streptophyta; Magnoliopsida; Asterales; Asteraceae
Product: F-box/FBD/LRR-repeat protein At1g13570-like
Exons: 3
Coding region: 1-885 (294 amino acids)
Molecular function (GO): protein binding
Source: RefSeq, a predicted model, not a curated record
AUGGAACUCAUUCACGGGACACAUAAAGCAUCCAAGUCUGCACGACAAGAUUUUAUCAGCAACAUGCCUGAUAACAUGGUAACAAACAUACUGGAUCGAUUGGCGUUACGUGAUGCAGUGAGGACCAGUAUCUUGUCGAGAAACUGGAGGAUUCUUCUUCAUCUUAGAGGUGCAAUUACAAAGUUUUUCCUCUCCAUAGACGAGGUAAUUGAUGAUGAAGAUGUCAAUCACUGGAUUUUGCUCUUGUCGAGAAAAGGAAUUAAGGAGCUCACUAUUAGGAAUUGGCAUGAACCACCACUCAAGUUGCAUACCCAUCUUUUCUCUUGUUUAGAAUUAAAACAUUUGACACUUUCUAACUGUUACUUCAAUCCUCCACCUACUUUUCAUGGUUUUCCAAACCUAUUGAGCUUAAAGUUGGUUGUGCUAUUUGAAGAAAACAACAACCUUGGGGCAUUAUUUACUGGGUCUCCGUUACUUGAGAGUUUGGCCGUGAAUGAUCGCCGUGGACUAGGGAAAGUAAAACUAGUUGAGUUUGCAAAACUUGAAAAUCUCAAAAUAUUAUUUUUGAUAUUGCAUGGUCCUGACUUUGAGAUGAUCAAAAGUUCUGGUACUAUUCUGGGUUCUCUUUCAAAACUUCAAGAGCUUCAUUUGAAUUUUAAAGACUGUCGUUUGACAGAAGGUGAUGCUAAUAAGAGGUUCUCUACCUCCAUUUUCGGCCUCAAGUAUCUUAGAUUAACUAGAAUAUGUUUAGACGAUGGUAUGAAGUUAUCAUGUGCUCUUGAUUUGAUUAGGAGCUUUCCGAAUCUGCAGACUCUUAUAAUCGUAGCAUUAAUGAGAAGACCAAACAUCUGUUUGAUGAUCACAGUCAGAGGUUUUCAAGAAUAG